UUUUCUUGUGUUUUUUUCAUUUUACCGCCAAUACAAGUGUCUGAACCUUGAAAAGUUUUUGAUUAGAUCACAGUUAAUAAAUUUAUAAACAAAUUGUAAUUGUAGAAUUUUAUUUUGUUCAUGAUAAUGGAUCUAAAUAGGCUUUGUAAAGAACUUUUAGGUCUAAAAGAAAAGUUGAAGUGUCCUAUAUGUCUUGAUAUAGUAGGAGAAUGUGCCGAAUUGGAAUGUUCCCAUAGGCUUUGUUCAAAUUGUUUUGGCAACCUUAGAACUAGUAAUCAAAAAGUAUGUCCUUUAUGCAAGGCUGUAAUCACUAGAAGAUUUGUCCCUUACAAAGAUGUGUUUGCUGACAAAAUUGCAGAAUUUGUUUCUGUGGUUUGUAGAGACAUAGAAGGAAAGGAAGGCUCUUCAAUUGAACAAAUAGUCCACCAGAAUAAAGAAUCUCAACAAGUCGAAAAAACUAAAAAUAAAAAUUUACCUUCUACUUCCAAAGAAAGUAGCAAUGAUACAGUGUUAAAAGUAGUUCCAGAAAAAGAAAAUGUAUAUAAGAAAAUAUAUAACAAUAAACGUAAGUCGGGAGGAAGAAAUGAUAGCAUAAAUAAAAGCAAUAAGAACAGUAAAAUCAAAUUGGUACCUAAAAAUCUUGAUAAGGAAACCAAAAACAAGCAAGAUGAAGAGAAAUCUAAAAAAUCUUCACCACAAGAACAAAAAGGACAUGCAUCGCAAGUAUCAGUAUCAAAAGAAGAUGCUUUUGAUAGAUUGCUAAAGCGAUCCCUUGGUAUGGAAACCAAAAACAAACCAGAUGAAAAGAAAUCUAAAAAAUCUUCACCGCAAGAACAAAAAGGACAUGCAUCACAAGUAUCAGUAUCAAAAGAAGAUGCUUUUGAUAGAUUGCUAAAGCGAUCCCAAGAGUUUUUGGUAAAUAAAAAGGGUUCCAAGCAAAAGUAUACCAGAAAGAAAACAGAUAAAGAUGAAGAAUAUCAGAUUUUAGAUUUCCAUGAUAAUUCCAAUAGAAACGAAGUUCUGAAUUGGUUGAACGAUAAUAGAAAUAAAUUCGAUAGAUUAACACAAACACAGGUUUGUCUUGAACAACGUGUGGAUUACGAGAAAGAUGAAAUACCCACCAUAGAUCUUACAUCAGUCUCUCAAGCAAAUCGAAAUAGGCAAAUAAAGGUGCCUGUUGCUCCAAAAAGAAGAGGAAGAGCUAGAUCCCUGGCAUUGGAAAAUAAACUUCCACGAGAAAAAUCUCGGCUAUCAGAUGGUAGUAUUUUGGGUGUUGAAAAUUACACAAUUGAAGACAACACCGAAGAAUUCCUCAUUAAAAAAGCUGAAGAGAAUGUGAUAAUCCACAUCAUCGAAGACGAAUACCUCGACAAAAUGGAAAAGGACUUCAGGAAAAAGUCAGCUCCUCCAAAAGAGGAACAAACGACUCAGAGCUCUACUACUGGUUGGGAAAGGAUAGAAAAAAUUACGAAAACGUUGAGGAAAAAAGAAAAAGUGCCGAAAAAGCUAAAUGUGUCUGUGCAACAGACGCAAAUUACUCGUGGAAGGAGAAUGCUUGAUAAAGUGUUAAGCGAGCGAGAUAUUCAAAAACCACCAAGCCCCAAGAAGGAGGAUUUCAAGAACACAAGUGGUGGUACAGACGAAAGCGAUGAAGUUGUAAGAAAAACAACUAGGCACCGUAGUACAAGAUCGAAUACUCGCAAAUCUGGAGGAAUAGAAAACCAAAGUUUUGACAAAGGAUCAAUCCGUGCUACUGAUGCAGACAAUGAAAAAGACAAGGAUCCACAUCACAUUGAAAUCAAAGCAAUUAUCCAUAAAAGUGCUGAUGUAAACGAAAGCGGUAGUAUGAACGUAAAAGAAGUUGUGGAGAAUUCUAAAGAAAUCAUAGUUCCUAAACCGAAAUCUCCAAACAAAUUACACGAUCUGAAAGAUUUUGAGCGGUUUGUAAAAACCAACAUUGAAAAAGUACCUGACAGCAGUUUCAACGAAACAAUCUCGUCACAAAACUCCGAUAAGGAAAAUAUGUUAAACGCUGCCAACGCCCCCAAACAGAUAGUUAUAUUAAAUAACAUCUUAGUGAAACAACCAGAGAUUCAACAAACAACCAGAGAGAUCAAUCCCUACUUACUACCAACACAAAAAAUAAACGUUUCUGACGAUACUGAAACAUGUAUGGAUAUAGACCAUGAUAUAAAUUGGGAUAAAGAUGCAAGGAACGAUUUAGCUGAACAAAAUGAAUCAUUUCACGAGUUUAACGAUUUUGACGAGGGCAUGAAUAAGCUAUUAAAAAACCUGGAGACGUACUCAGAAAAUCUUAACAAAAACAAACUUAUAACUAAAAAACAAAUCGAGAAUAUACAAAAAUGUAUAGAAAAACUAAAUGAAAUUCAUAAAAUCGUGGAAAAGAGUGUUCCAGUUGUGCCCGAACGUACCCAUAAGAAUGUUCAAACUGAGAAAAACGUUGUAGAAUGUGCAAUACAAACGGUAGAAGAAAACCAAGCGGCAUUAAAUACAUUGUGUAAGAAUUGCAAUAAAAAAAUUAUCUCUAAGCUGAACAGUAGUUCCUCAAGUUGUAAAACGCGUUCCAGUUCGCGAAGGAACAGUGGGAAAAGUGCUAAAGUAACGCAAAUUGACGACUUUGCUGGUACUCUGGUACUCAACUUUGAGACGCAAGAUAUAGAAAGACAAUUUAAAGACAAGAUUGAAGAUAUGGCGAGUAGUACCAAAAUUAAAGAUGUCGACAUUAUGGAAGCUGAAAAUCAGACGGAAGUAACCACUGAUCAAAGUGAUAAAGUGGCCGAUGAAUCAAAAAUUAAGAACAUUAGUAUCAGUGAACAAUUAGAAAAAGAAGAUGAUAAUAUUCUCGUUUGUUCGAUGAAAUCGGAAGGUCCAGAAAAUAAAGGACAGAAUAGUAUGAAACGAAAGUUAUCAGACAGUGAUAGCGAGAUUGUCGCAGUUCCUAAAAGACGUUGCAAUAGGUUCAUACGUGAUGAUCUGUCUGUAGAAUUCGGGAAUUCGGAAAAUCCAAACAAUUACGCAAACAACAAGAAAAGUAGUUUCUCUAGCGGAUUAUCACCCGAAACCAAUGAAGAGGAUGACGAUGAGUACCUCAACAAAAUUUUGAAAAAGUACGAAACUGGUGUAGAGGAAUGUAACUCUUCACCGCCUUCCAAUAAAGAAAACGUGGACAUGGAAUUGGAAGACAAUUUUGAAGACCUUUUAGCUCGUUUACAUAAAAACGUGGCCCCGGUGUCCAAAGCCAAAGAAGAUACAGAAUCACAACAUUCAAAAACCGUUUCAAAUGACAAUAACUUACUUCCGCAUAACCAAAGCCUUUCAAAAUUAGACAACGACGUACAAUACAAAGAAACAGAAAAUUCUGAUAUCAUUGCAGAAACUGAAUCUAUGGAACCUUUACCGAAGAAAACGAAAAGAAGAUUAAAUGAUGUUUUCGUAGAAGAAAAGUCAGCGGAAAAACCUUUGAAUAAAGAAAACACAAUUGUUACAAAGUCCAAUAAAGAAACAUUUUGUGAUGAAUUAGAAGACAGUUUUGAUGGUGUCGAUUUUGCGAAUAUAAACAUUGAAGAAGCUGUUAAUGAUGUUAAUAACACUAAGAAUUGUAAAGAGAACGAAGACGAUUUGUUUUCCGAUGAUGAUAUUGUAGAGACAACACCGCAGAAACAAGUGGAUGUUACCGAAAAAAAGUCUCAGCUUUUCAACAUAACAUCAAAUCGUUCUUUAUUUCCUGCGUUAGAUGAAGUUGAUAAGGAAAUUAUCGACAAUUUCGACGUAAACUUCGUAACCUUAUCACCACCUCCAGGUUUUGAGGAUGAAAAGGAGGCUACUAAUCCAGAAGAUGUUACAGUGAUAAAUACAGAAGCUCCGCAGAUGCCUGUAGAGGAGAAGCCAGAAGCUAGGACUCCUGAUAUCUUAAGUGCGGAGAGAACUGUCAGGAAUACUACACCGACUAACAAUCUAACCGGUUUCGCUUCGCUAGAUGGCAGUGUUCAGAAAUUAUCACAUAGUACUCCACUUACCCAAAACAACCUGACCAGGCAUACGUUAGGUAUUUCACCAAUUGUUCAGGAAAAGAGUUUGUUUGAAAAAGCAUAUUCCAGCAACACUCUCACUUCUAGUGCAAUACGGGAUACGCCCAAAAAGAAGAACCUCCUCACCAGUCUUCCCAAUCAGAAGAGCAUUUUGAACUACGUCAGACCAUCUCAAGACUCAACUACGAACGUCGCUCCAAAGCAAAAACCGUGUCUAGCAUGUACUAGAUUAAGCAAAGUCCAAACCCAGAGUAUUUCUUUAUUGACCAAUAAGAAGUUAGCUACGUAUAGUGCUAAAUUUAACGAUUCGGUGACACAUAUGAUCGUUACUUUGGACGAAAGCAAAAGGAUAAAGGAUUAUACAAUGAAGUUUGUGUCGGCAGUGGCGUCCGGUAUUUGGGUUCUUGGAUAUGAAUGGGUGCAAGAAUGUCUCAAAACCAACAGUAUUGUUCCAGAGGAAGCUUAUGAAGCAUUAGAUGAUUCUGGGGGUACAGGACCAAAAACAGCCAGAUUGUCUAGAUUGAAAACUCCUUUGUUUAAAGGAUUCAAAUUUUACUGCGUCAACCCUCUCUAUUCUACGACAGUCGAAGAGAUCGAGGAUGUCAUUACAAAGCUUGGUGGUAUAACAGUUAAAAAUUUGGAAAACCUCAAAGAAAACGAUGGAAGAAUAGGACUUAUUAUUACAGAAGGUAGAUCGACGCAAGAUUUCGAAAUUUAUGAAAGGUGGUUAGAAAAAUACAAAAUCGUAACGGUCGAUAUCGAGUGGUUAAGUAGAUCAGUGGGAAGAUACAAAGUGAUUAGCGUCCGGCCGUAUAUAUGGUGCUCGGAUGAUUUGCUCGAUGAUAUCGGCUAUCCCUCGUAUCUGACAGAACAAUCAAACUCAUUUUUAAGUUUACAAGAUUAAUUAACCGAAACUAUACAGCGUGUAACGAAAAGGUCAUAAAUUAAAUCGCAAUUUCUGGGACCAAAAAUAGAUUGAUUGAACCUAUCUUACCUUAGUAUAAAUGUGCACAUAAAAAUAGUUACAAAAUGAAAAUCGAUUUUUUUUUUCAAUAUAUCGUAAACUAUCAGAUUUUUUAAUGAAAAUAGACAUGUGACAUUCUUAUGGCAGGAACAUCUUAAAAAUAAUAACAGUGAAAUUUGUACACCCCAUAAAAAAUUUAUUGGUGCAUUAACUUUUUUGCCUAUUAGUAUUUUUUUGAUAAGUCAUUUUUUAUCGAGAUGCUGCUUCUUUUUCUUAUUAAUUUUCAUAUUAUUACCAUGUCUUUAUAAUCUUACUUAACCAUUUUCAAAUAUGUGGUGGGUUUUACAGAUGUUCAAAAUAUCUCGAUAAAAACUGGCUUAUCAAAAAAGUGCUAAGAGGCAAAAUCAUUUUGCGUAACUGACGGUAUCACAAUACUAGUUUAAUUGGAACGUACACCAAUGGGGGGGGGGUGCACAUUUCACAGUUAUUUAUUUUUUUAAGAUGUUCCUGCUAUAAGAAAGGUCUAUUUUCAAUAAAAAAAUAUCUAAUAGUUUUCGAUAUAUUGGAAAAAUCCGAUUUUCAUUUUGUAACUUCAAAGAGCUGUAACUUUUUUUAAGUGCACAUUUUUACUAAAGUAAGUUAGUUCAAUCAAACUAUUUUUGGUCUCAGAAUAUGUGAUUUAAUUUACAACCUGCGUUUUUGUUACACACUGUAUAUUUUGUAAUUUAUUAUUUGUUGGUUUUAUCGAUAUAUUUUUUCUAUUUUUCUAAAUAAAAUAAGUAUUCACAUGUA
Molecule: messenger RNA, 5805 nt
Organism: Diabrotica virgifera virgifera (western corn rootworm)
Lineage: Eukaryota; Metazoa; Arthropoda; Insecta; Coleoptera; Chrysomelidae
Product: breast cancer type 1 susceptibility protein homolog
Exons: 14
Coding region: 121-4953 (1610 amino acids)
Biological process (GO): double-strand break repair via homologous recombination; negative regulation of fatty acid biosynthetic process; positive regulation of transcription by RNA polymerase II
Cellular component (GO): BRCA1-A complex; plasma membrane; BRCA1-BARD1 complex
Molecular function (GO): ubiquitin-protein transferase activity
Source: RefSeq, a predicted model, not a curated record